AGAAUGUCUCAAUUACCAAAACAACAGGCCGACUGGAGAUAAAGAUAAAGACCGAGAAAAGAAGAAAAAAGAAACAAUCUUAGAUCUGUCAAAGUAUCUCGACAAACCAAUCAGAGUAAAGUUCAGUGGAGGCCGCGAGGUAACCAAUGUGUUGAAAGGUUACGACCCCUUGUUGAACCUUGUACUGGACGGAACAACAGAAUACCUCAGAGAUCCUGAUGAUCCAUUCAAGCUGACAGAAGAUACUCGCCAUCUUGGACUGGUAGUGUGCCGAGGGACAUCAGGUUUGAUCUGUCCAUCAGAAGGAAUGGAGGCCAUUGCAAACCCCUUUGUCCAGCAGGAUUGAGGAAACUACAAAACUCACAAUAUAUAAACUGAAUAACAUGUGGAAUAGGGUUAACACUGUCAAUACAAAAUAUGUAAAA
Messenger RNA from Pecten maximus, 425 nucleotides. Its product is annotated as U6 snRNA-associated Sm-like protein LSm7. Gene Ontology annotation, cellular component: Lsm1-7-Pat1 complex; U12-type spliceosomal complex; U2-type prespliceosome. The record is from RefSeq and is a predicted model, not a curated record. Gene Ontology annotation, molecular function: RNA binding. Gene Ontology annotation, biological process: mRNA splicing, via spliceosome; nuclear-transcribed mRNA catabolic process. Lineage: Eukaryota; Metazoa; Mollusca; Bivalvia; Pectinida; Pectinidae.